AACCAUUUCGAAGACUCAUAUCAAUUGACAUCACACCUUCAUCCCUCAGUAGUAUUCCAUUUUGAUUCUCUCACCCCAUCAGCACCCACUACAGAUUCUUUUCUCCUUCCUCGUUUUCGAAUCUAGAGGACCACGGAUUGCACAAGUUUCUGCAGAUUGGUUUUGUUGUCAUAUGGGGAUUUCCUUUUCAUGUCCAUUUGCCAAGUACAGUGAUGUGGAAGAUGGCUUAGACUCUGUGGUUGUAAAAUCCAUCAACUUUGGCAGUGAUGAAGUCAGAACUCCAGUGCGAUCGGUUAGUUUUAAAAAUCAAGAUUUAGAACCCACUAUCCUUAAAUCUCUAGGCUCUGGAAAAAUGACAAUAGAGGCAUCUGUGAGCUUCAAAAGAAAAGAUGUGGAGGAAGACAUGUCUAUCUCAAGGACUUGCAAAAAGAGCAAAGAAAUGGAUGAUCUGUCUUUUAAGUCGGAGUGUCAAGUGGAAACCAUUCAAUCGGCACUUUUGAAUCCAAACAGUCCCAAACACAUUGCUGCACUUAAAUUGCAGAAAGUGUACAAGAGUUUUCGCACAAGAAGAAAGCUAGCAGAUUGUGCAAUUCUUGUUGAACAGAGCUGGUGGAAGCUCUUAGAUUUUGCUGAACUCAAACGUAGCUCUAUAUCAUUCUUUGAGAUUGAGAAACAUGAAACUGCUGUUUCUCGUUGGUCUAGAGCUAGAACUAGAGCUGCCAAGGUUGGAAAAGGUUUAUCAAAAGAUGAUAAAGCUCAAAAGCUUGCUUUGCAGCACUGGCUUGAAGCGAUUGACCCUCGCCAUCGCUAUGGACAUAAUCUACACUUUUAUUAUGACAAAUGGCUUCAGUGUCAGAGCAGAGAGCCCUUCUUCUACUGGCUAGAUAUAGGAGAAGGAAAGGAAGUAAAUCUUGAGAAGUGCUCUCGUUCUAAACUUCAACAGCAGUGUAUUAAAUAUCUGGGUCCGAUGGAAAGGUUGGCUUAUGAAGUUGUUGUGGAGGGUGGGAAGUUCUUCUACAAGCAGUCAGGAGAACUCCUCCACACAACAGAAGAAGAUGCACAUGCCAAGUGGAUUUUUGUCCUUAGCACAUCUAAGUCAUUGUAUGUUGGCAAGAAGACAAAAGGUUCAUUUCAGCACUCUAGCUUCUUGGCUGGAGGAGCUACAUCUUCUGCUGGGAGAUUAGUGGUUGAACAUGGUGUCUUGAAGGCUGUUUGGCCUCACAGUGGUCAUUAUCGUCCGACAGAAGAAAAUUUUAAGGAAUUUAUUUCCUUCCUUCAGGAGAACAAAGUGAGCCUUUCCGAUGUCAAGAUGGCUCCAGUUGAUGAGGUUGAUGAAUUACGUUCAUUGAGAAGCAGUGGUCAUCUUAGAAGCCACUCAUCUGAAGAGGACUUCAGUGAGAACAUAAAUGGCCUGGAGACUGAUGAAACCAUUGUCCAAGACUCAGUUGUAGAGAAGGCCAAUUUGAUAGAAACAGAUAGAGCUUCUGCAUUUAUGGCACCUAAAACAAGGCAAUUCCAGAUGCAUGGAAGAGAACUGAGCAAACUUGAAAUACCAAAAAGGGGUCAAGUGUUUGAAGCACUAGAAAAUGAAAAAGGAGGUGGUGUGCAAAGUUGUGUGAGUCUCCAAAUGGAAUCUCAUACAGGUGGUCAAGAAACUUUUGUAUCAGAGCAAGAUCACACAACUUCAAAGAAAGACUUAUCUGAUGAUAAUGAUGUAGGAACCAUUCCACAAGAGUCAAUAUUUAAAAGAAUAAACUCACAUAAAGAAAUGAAAUCAUAUCAACUGGGGAAGCAGUUGUCUUGCAAAUGGACAACUGGAGCGGGACCACGCAUUGGCUGUGUUAGGGACUACCCUUGUGAGCUUCAGUUUCGAGCUUUGGAGCAAGUUAAUCUCUCUCCAAGAAGCAGAUCCCGCUCUAAAUCAUCCUUUGCUCCAAGAACCACCACUUCCUUAAGCACUAGUCUUUCAACUGGAGCAAGCUUAUAUGGGGACACAACAACUGAGCCACAACUUGAAAAUAAAAACACGCCUCAAAGUCAAAGAGGUGAGUCCAAUGCAAGCUCACAAUUCUCCCCAUUGAUCAGAGGAACAUCAGUGAUACCAGUUAUUCAUAUGUCAUGAGUGAAUAGGAUUCCACAUUGAUUUAUUCUUUUGUGUGAAUAGGUAACAAAAAUAUGAAUUUUUAUUAUUCUUUUCAUUAAUUAAAUUAUCAUAGGCAUUCUUUUUUCACUCAUGUAUAUUAGUAUUAUUAUAGAGUCAAAAUUGUAACAUUAUUUUAGGAUCUAUAUGUUCUCCCAAUACAUAGAAAACAUGUGAUCUUCCACCAUGGAACAGAU
Molecule: messenger RNA, 2337 nt
Organism: Abrus precatorius (Indian licorice)
Lineage: Eukaryota; Viridiplantae; Streptophyta; Magnoliopsida; Fabales; Fabaceae
Product: IQ domain-containing protein IQM2
Exons: 10
Coding region: 173-2122 (649 amino acids)
Source: RefSeq, a predicted model, not a curated record